Messenger RNA from Tripterygium wilfordii, 2228 nucleotides. Its product is annotated as cytokinin hydroxylase-like. The transcript has 7 exons. Bases 57 to 1769 code for a protein of 570 amino acids. Gene Ontology annotation, molecular function: heme binding; oxidoreductase activity, acting on paired donors, with incorporation or reduction of molecular oxygen; monooxygenase activity. The record is from RefSeq and is a predicted model, not a curated record. NCBI's taxonomy places the organism in Eukaryota, Viridiplantae, Streptophyta, Magnoliopsida, Celastrales, Celastraceae.
UUCGCAAACGUAACCAGAAAAGUCAAGUCAAGCUCUUCUCUCUCUCUCAUGAGAAAAUGAGCUCACCAUGUGGAUCUUCAGACGCUCUCUUUGGUUUCCUUCUACAAUCACUGAAAUUGAAAUCCGGUGACGCUUGCGAUUGUUCUGAUGAGAGUACGCAGUUGCUCAGGGAUUACGCAACCAGGGAGUUCAACGCCUUACUAUGGGUUGCUCUCAUUGCAUCCACUGCUAUAUUGCUCCACAUGCUCUUCAAGUUGUUCGCUCUGUGGUUCAAAGCUAGAAGGAUCCCUGGUCUUCCUUGCCCCUCCUUCUACGGCCACCGCAACCUUGUCACGCGACAGCAGCUCAUCGAGAUUUUGUCUGAAUCGCAUGAGAGAUAUGGACCAGUUGUCAAGCUUUGGUUGGGGCCUUCUCAACUGUUGGUGUCUGUGAAGGAUACAUCACUCAUCAAAGAGAUGCUUUUGAAGGCCGAGGAUAAAUUGCCUUUGACAGGGAAGGCCUUCGAUUUAGCCUUUGGUGGGUCAAGCCUCUUUGUUUCCUCAUAUGACGAGAAGGUGCAAAAGAGGAGGGAAUCAUUGGUGCUAGAAUUGAAUGUUCUUGCGAGAGAAAAUUCAACUCCUGUCAAGGUUGUGGACAGUAUCAUGGAAAGAAUAAAUCACAUUAUGAGAAAAGGCAGUAUUGGUAGUGAGUUGGUUUCUCAACAUAUGGCUUUUACCCUUUUGGGAGCCACUUUCUUUGGAGAUACAUUCUUGUCUUGGUCCAAGGCAUCUUUUUACGAGGAGCUUCUCGUGAUGGUUGCAAAGGAUGCAUGCUUUUGGGCCUCAUAUAGAGUUACUCCUUUAUGGAAACAGGGAUUUUGGAGGUACCAAGCAUGGUGCACAAAGGUGAAAUGCUUAACUCAAGACAUUGUCCAACAAUGCAGAAGAAAUUAUAAGCUACUCUGUCAUAUCGAUCAACCAGCCUAUGGUGAAACUACCAAAAUUGGAUCAGAAACUGCUUCAGUACCAUCUUGUUCUGGUGUUGUGAUGCCAGAAUAUUUCUUCUCUCAGAAGCUUGGCAGUCAUCAGAAUGCAAUAGAACGGCCUUGUGGGAAUAUUAUGGGUGUAAUGUUUCAUGGAGGCCUAGCUAUGGCAAGUUUAAUUAGUAGUAUCUUGGUGAGGCUUGUUACAGAACCAAAACUACAGGAUAAGAUUUAUUCAGAGAUAAUGAUGGCUAGGAAAAUGGUGGUGGAAAAAAACUUGAGUGUUGAUAAAUUGGUCUUGCUAUUGGCAACUGUGUAUGAAUCUGCUCGGCUUCUGCCUGCAGGAACUUUGCUACAAAGGUGGUCUCCAAGAGAUGAUCUGAGUCUUAAAAAUGGUGUAACAAUACCAGCCGGUGCAGUGCUGGUUGCACCGGUUCAGCUGAUGCAGACGGAUGAUUCUAGUUGGGGAACAGAUGCUAGUGAAUUUAAUCCUUAUCGCUUUUUGUCAAAGACUGGAAAGUUCUCUGACUCAGUGGAGGAUGAACCGUCUACAGAUCCAAGACACAACUUGUUCAAUUUGAAUGAUCCAAAUGACAAUGAAGCCUUUCUUCCUUUCGGUUCUGGUAAACGUUCCUGUGUGGGCCAGAAAUUUGUAAUUCAAGGAGUUGCUAGAUUAUUUGCGUCAUUGCUUGAGCUCUAUGAGAUAAGGCUCCCUCCAGCGGAGACUAAACCAAAACCAACCAUUAAGGACUCUGUGGUUGAGUCGCUUCCAAGUCCAGAGUUAAUAUUCGUCAAGAGAAUGAUCUAAAAUAAGGCGGACGUGGUGUUGUGGAUAGAAGUUGCUUGUCACUUCAUCAGUUGCUUUUAUGUAAGUCCCUGUCAUCCUCACAGAGACAUUUAUGUUCUUUCUUUUUCGUGAACUGAUGGGGAAGGUACUUUGUUGCGCUCGUUGGCUUGCAAAGGAGAGGAUAUUACAUGAGUAGCUUCUGCUCCUGUUUUUUUCCCUCCCCUGUUUCGUAUAUAGCCCAAGUAAUGCUGUCGUUAAAUCUCCACAGUUUUUUAAUAUGUUUUUUAAAGCACAGAGAGGGCUGUAUUUGCUGCGAGCCAUGGUUUUCUUUCCCCAUUUUUAUUCUCUUAUUGGUUUCUUUAUUUCUUUUUUUCUCCGAAGGGGAGUUUGGGGUGUAUGGUGUAUGCUCACACUUAUUAUAUGUAAAAUAAUGUCCCUUUUUGUUUAUAUGAAAUGAAUGUUAGACAUUGUGCAAUUUUA